Messenger RNA from Callorhinchus milii (elephant shark), 1142 nucleotides. RefSeq names its product tachykinin receptor 2 (gene tacr2). Gene Ontology annotation, biological process: G protein-coupled receptor signaling pathway; positive regulation of flagellated sperm motility. The coding region runs from base 204 to 1142 and encodes 312 amino acids. The transcript is spliced from 5 exons. Gene Ontology annotation, molecular function: substance K receptor activity. Gene Ontology annotation, cellular component: plasma membrane; sperm midpiece. The record is from RefSeq and is a predicted model, not a curated record. NCBI's taxonomy places the organism in Eukaryota, Metazoa, Chordata, Chondrichthyes, Chimaeriformes, Callorhinchidae.
UGAGUGUGACGGUGGAGCCGGCUGUGUUGCCGGGGUCGGAGCUGGUGCCUGUGCUGGGGCCGGAGGUGAACAGCACGCUGGAGAACGUGUAUGCUCAGCCGACCUGGCAGGUGGCGGUGUGGACGGUGGCGUACGCCCUGAUCGUGGUCACCGCCGUCAUUGGUAACCUGACCGUUAUCUGGAUCAUCCUAGCUCACCGCAGGAUGCGCACCGUCACCAACUACUUCCUGGUGAACCUGGCGUUCGCAGACGCUUCCAUGGGCGCCUUCAAUACCGUCUUUAACUUCCUCUAUGCCACCCACAACGACUGGUACUUUGGGCUGGAAUACUGCCGCUUUCACAACUUCUUCCCCAUCACUGCCAUCUUCGCCAGCAUUUACUCAAUGACCGCCAUCGCUGUGGACAGGUACAUUGCUAUAAUUCACCCCUUGAAGCCUCGGCUGUCCUCGGGUGCCACCAAGAUAAUGAUUGGGGUCAUCUGGCUCCUGGCUUUGGCACUCGCUUUCCCCCAGUGUUUUUAUGCUCACGUUGAACACCGGGACACCAGGACAAUCUGUAUCGUGAACUGGCCCGGAGACAUUGGCGGUCAGCACCAACUCACGUACCAACUGGCUGUCAUCGUGCUCAUUUACUUGAUGCCGUUGACGGUGAUGGGCAUUACCUACACCAAGGUGGGGAUCACACUGUGGGCCAGCGAGAUCCCAGGAGAUUCCUCUGAGCAAUACCAUGAGCAACUGAGUGCCAAACGCAAGGUGGUGAAGAUGAUGAUUGUGGUGGUGGUGACCUUCGGGAUCUGCUGGCUGCCCUAUCACUUCUACUUCAUUCUCGGCAGCUUCAACAACGACAUUUACUACGAGACGUACAUGCAGCAGGUCUACCUGGCCAUCUUCUGGCUGGCCAUGAGCUCCACCAUGUACAACCCCAUUAUCUACUGCUGCCUCAACAAACGGUUCCGGAUCGGCUUUAAGCGAGCGUUCCGCUGGUGUCCCUUCGUGCGGCUCAGUAAGUACGAUGAGCUGGAGCUGAAGGUGGCUCGCAGUCAGCGACUGAACCGCGCCAGCACUUACACCGCCAGCCGCCUGGAGACCGCCAGCAGCGUGCUGGAGCAGGGCCGGGCCAGGCCAGGGAGCACCUGCAUUUGA